AUAUUAUUUAUACUCCAACAACAACAUUACACACUAACUAAAGUUUAAAACAUGGGAUCACAAAGAAGGGGACCUUUAAAUAGAAGCUGAUUUUGUUUCCCCCAACAAUUAAACAGUUUCCCACAGAAAAAAACGGGGGUGCUGACUUCCCGCACCUAUGUUGUAUAAAGUGGAAUGGGCAUUGAAAUAUGCGUAUACGAUUUUCCACGCACAUGUCGGGAUUUAGUGGAAAAGUGGUGUAAAUAUAUGCUCCCUGCCUUCGAAAACUCCUGAUCAGUGGUUUUCACUCCUUGUUAAGAAGCUGGCAUUUGAGCAUUUGCACAUCCUGUUGUGAUGGUGAGUUUCUUGUUCCCGUGGUUUGCUUACAUUAUUUUGAUCUAUACUUUAUAGCUGUGUGUUGUGAUCAGGGCCGUCCCAAACAUGGUUGCAAUGUGUUUGUUGUCAAACUCCAAAAUAAAAAAAUAAAAAACAUUAUUCUAUUUGAAAAAGUUAAUAAUUGUAUUUCAUUGACAAAAUUUUUUAGUCUGCAUGUUUUGUUGUUGUAUACACUGUAAUUCUGAACUAAAACUUUAUGUUUGUAAUAAAUGUUUGAAAUUAAUGGGAUUUUUAAAUUUUUUAUUACACUUUGCAGAAAAUUAGAAAAUCAAAGUGUUCGUGCCCUCUCCUCCCCACACCUGUUGUUGUGUUAUUGUUCAUUUUAUAAUACCAAAGAACAUAUUAAAAGGAAGUACAAAAUAGAGAUCCAUCUUGGAAAUAAACGAAAACAAAGUGCCUAUUAAAAUCCAAUAUAGUGGCAGAAGAGAGAUGAUUGGAUACAGACAAACAGGGUAGAGAAACGAUUUAACAAUAGACUAAAAGCAGACAAAUGAAAGCCGACGAAUGGGCAGGGUUCAUGUUGUUGACAACCGAGGCAGAGCCCGUCUACAGAGAGCCUUCCCACUCCCUAUUAAGUCCUAUUGUACCGAAUAUUGGUUGCAGUUCCACCAGAGUUCCACUGGGGGCGAUCGCCAUGAGUGCAAAAUGAAUUGGAAUCUAUGGGGCUAGACGACUAAAUUUGUAUUAUGUAGUGUUCCUGUACCUCAAGUGGUACAGCACUGCGUUAGCAAGCAAGUGCAAGGUUGGGGGUUCGAUUCCCCGGAAACACAUGAUAGGUAAAUUGAUAGCCUGAAUGCACUGUAAGUCACUUUGGAUAAAAGUGUCUGCUAAAUGCAUAAAUUUAAAUUGAGAUUUUAUUUAAUUAUAAUUUUUAUUUACCUUCGUCAGCUAUGCCUCCAGAGAGAAGAAAGUGCGGAGCAUGAAAGCACCAGAGCUGUUAAAUAAUUAAAUUUUUCAACGGCUCUGGAAAGCACCAUAGACAUUCUCUGAAAGCACCUAAGCGACUGAAGGAUUGCCGUAAAGCAGUAUCUCUGGGCGUAUGAUGUGUAUGACAUCAUUGACAUUUUAAAAGACUUUUUAAAGCAAAUAAGUGACUCUAAAAAAAUUAACACCUUGCAAUGUUUAAUUUCUUUGCAUCUCCUUUCGAAUACAUCAUUCAAAUUACUAGACAAAAAUUUAUAUCCUGAGAAAAAUGGAUUUUGAGGGGUAUACCGCCAUUGACCUCCAUUCAUUCUGCACUCGGAAUCAUAGUGGAACUGCAACCAGUUCAGAAGCCGGAAGUGUAGUGAGAGUGAAACUUCUCGCCAUAUUAGACACUCUCUGCCCCAGGCCUCUUGAACAUGCCGUAAAUGCACCAUGAGGAUACACUUUUGUGUCGAAAUUGAAAGUAAUAGCUACUUACCGAAUGUUAAAUCACAUUUCAAAACUGCCAUAAAUAUCAUAUUACGACUGAUGAAAGUAUCCAGCCCACUACAAACGACCGUUACGGCCCAUAACCAUUUCAAGCCUCAUGAAUUCAAAGGACACAGGCUGAACAUAUAAAAGAGAAUCACCACCCCUGAUGUCUAAAGCCAGUUUCUUAUUAUGGAGAACAGAGAGAGCAGUGAGAGAGUUUCAUCUUCUGAUUCCAGCUGUGUGUCUCUGAAGAGUGACAUUUCAUUGAUUCUACCUCCUUUUUUCAGUGAUGGACCAGUGACCUCUGACCCCAGAGUGUAUAAAGAAGGUCAGACUGGAGACCUGCAGCAGGAUUCUCCUGAACCAGUGAAUGAUGAACUACAGAGAAUCAAAGACCAGCACAAAACCAGCAUGAGGAACAAGUAUGAGAGAUUAUUUGAGGGACUGAAACUCCAGGAGAAUGAAACCCUUCUGAACAGGAUCUACACACAGCUUUACAUCAUAGAGGGAGAUAGUGAAGGAGUGAAUGAAGAACAUGAGGUUUUACAGAUGGAGAAAAGAGCCAGAACAAAACACUCACAAGAUACUCCAAUCUACUGCAGUGACAUCUUUAAAGCCUCACCUGAACCAGGAUGUGAGGAGAGAGACCAAAUCAAGACUGUUCUUACUAAGGGCAUUGCUGGAAUUGGAAAAACUGUGUCUGUGCAGAAGUUUAUUCUGGACUGGACCGAGGGAAAAAUCAAUCAGGAUGUAGAUUUCAUGUUUGUGCUUCCAUUUCGGGAGCUGAACUUGAUCCAAGAUGAUCAGUACAGUCUUCACAGACUUUUGCUGGACUUUCAUCCUGAACUUCAAGAUCUGGACUCAAAUAUUUAUGAGGAGUGUAAAGUUGUGUUCAUCUUUGAUGGUCUGGAUGAAAGCAGAAUCACACUGAUGUUCUCCGAUGCUCAGAAAGUUUGUGAUGUGACUGAGAUUUCAUCAGUGGGUGUGUUAAUGUCAAACCUCAUGAAAGGAGAGCUGAUUCCCUCUGCUCUCAUCUGGAUAACCUCCAGACCUGCAGCAGCCAAUCAGAUCCCCUCCGAAUACAUCCACCGUCUGACAGAAAUUCAGGGAUUCAAUGAGCCUCAGAAGGAGGAAUAUUUCAGGAAGAGAAUCAGUGACCAGUAUCAAGCCAGCAAAAUCAUCUCACACAUCAGAAGAUCAAGAAGCCUCCACAUCAUGUGCCACAUUCCUGUCUUCUGCUGGAUCUCAUCCACUGUGCUUCAGAGGCUCCUAGAAGAAGAUCUGAGUGCAGAAAUCCCUCAAACUCUGACUGAAAUGUACAUCCACUUCUUGAUGAUUCAGAUCAAUAUGAAUCAGAAGUAUAAGGAGCAAGAUCCAGAGAAACUCCUGCAGUCCAACAGAGAAGGGAUUGUGAAAUUUGCUGAAGUGGCUUUCAAACAGCUGAUGAAGUGCAAUAUGAUGUUCUAUGAGGAGGACCUGAUUGAGAGCGGCCUAGAACUCACUGACGACUCAAUGUAUUUUGGGAUUUGCACUGAGAUCUUUAAGGAGGAAUCUGUGAUUCAUCAGAGGAAAGUCUACAGCUUCAUCCAUCUGAGCCUUCAAGAGUUUUUUGCUGCUUUCUAUGUGUUUUACUACCAUAUCAAUGUAACUAUGGAGAAGCUGAAGAAUUUUGCUUCAGUACAAAAUCUGCUUAAAGGAGCAGUAGAUGAAGCCAUUAAAAGCAAAAAUGGACAUCUGGAUCUGUUCCUGCGUUUUCUGCUGGGCAUCUCACUGGAGACCAAUCAGAGACUCUUACAGGAUCUACUGCCACACACUAAGGACAGCUCUGAGUGCAUCAGACAAACCACACAUUACAUUAAAGAGAAGAUCAAAGAUGGACAUGGACUCUCCACUGAAAGAUCCAUCAAUCUGUUCCUCUGUCUGCUGGAAGUGAAAGAUCAGACUCUGUCCAGAGAGAUUCAGGAGUUUGUGAAAUCAGACAAACACUCAGAGAAACUCUCUCCUGCUCACUGCUCAACAAUUGCUUACAUGCUUCAGAUGUCUGAGGAGCCGCUGGAUGAGCUGAACAUCAAGGAAUACAACACAUCAGAUGAGGGGAGAAGACGACUGAUACCAGCUGUGAUCAACUGCAGAAAAGCCCUUGUUAUUGGCUGUAAUCUCACUGUUCAGUGUUGUGAGAGUUUGUCAUCAGUUCUUCAAUCCUCAAAAUCUGUCCUGAGAGAUCUGGAUCUGAGUAACAAUGACCUACAGGAUUCAGGAGUGAAGGUGCUCUCUGAUGGAUUGAAGAGUCCAAACUGUCAGUUGCAGAUGCUGAGGUUGUCUGGCUGUAUGGUGACAGAGGAAGGCUGUGGGUAUUUGUAUUCUGCUCUGAGUUCAAACACCUCACAGCUGAGAGAGCUGGAUCUGAGCUACAAUCACCCAGGACAAUCAGGAGUCCAGCUGCUCAACCACAAACUGCACGAUCAAAACUGCUCACUGAAGAUACUCAAUGUGGAUCAUGGAGGAGAGAUCAGGAUCAAAGCAGGACCACAAAAGUAUGCCCGUGAUUUCAGGCUGGAUCCAGUCACUACAAACAAUCGACUCAUUCUGUCUGAUGGGAACAGGAAGGUGAGGCGUGUUGGAGAGAAGCAGCCAUAUCCUGAUCUUCCAGCGAGAUUUGAUUAUGCUCCUCAGGUUCUGUGUGUUGAGAGUCUGACUGGACGCUGUUACUGGGAGGCUAAAUGGACUGGGCGUGUUAAAAUAUCAGUGGCAUAUAUAGGAAUCAGCAGGAAAGGGGAGAGAUAUGACUCUAUAUUUGGAUACAAUGACAAAUCCUGGAGUCUGAACUGCAAUAAUGACAGAUUCACUGUCUGGCACUAUAAUAGCUACAGUGAUAUACCUGGUGUCCGCUCAUCCUCUAAUAGAGCAGGAGUGUAUGUGGAUGUGUCAGCUGGCACAUUGUCCUUCUACAGCGUCUCUGACACACACACACUCACACACUUACACACAUUCAACACCACAUUCACUGAACCCCUCUAUGCUGGAUUUGGGCUUUAUGAUGACUCUUCAGUGUCUCUAAGUCAGAUUACACACACACUUGAUUAGAUGCACAGACUAAUCUACUUCAGUGGUCUGCCAUGAUGCUUUAAGCUUGGCAUUGAAUAGUCUCUGGUCCUAUAGAACCCCACAACCCCCCCCCCCCAUCAGACAUAAUUAAGGUGAUAUCUCAAAUGUAAAUUUUUAACUUGUCCAACUACCGUAUUUUUCGGACUAUAAGUCGCACAUAAGUAUAAAGUCGCAUCAGUCCGAAAACACAUCAUGUGAAGGAAAAAAACAUAUAAGUUGCACUGGACUAUAAGUCGCUUUUAUUUAGAACCAAGAGAAAACAUUGCCGUCUACAGCCACGAGAGGGCGCUCUGUUUUCAGUGGUAGACUACAGGAGCACCGAGCAGCAUAGAGCGCCCUCUUGCGUCUGUAGACGGUAAUGUUUUAACUUCAUUGGGAAACAGGGAUCGCUUCUGUGUCAUUGUCGUCCUGAGCUCAUUCUUUACUCGUUUUAAAACAAACUUUCAAUCCCUGGAACAUUUUGAAUUGUAGCUAAACGUCUAACAUCUUUGUCUUUCUUUAACUUUCUUUUUGCAAAACCACUCAAUUGACGUCUGUCCAUUUUGAUUCAUUUUCUGUAGCAGUUAAAAACAAUGACACAUUUGCGCAUACUUGUUGUGGACCAACUCAACUCUGACAGGGACAGAAGGGGGGGACUGAUAGUGGUCAUGUAAUCUUUAUUUAUUUAUAAUUUAUUAUUAUUAUUAUUGUUGUUGUUGUUAAGUUAGUGUUCAUAAACUAGUUAUGUAUGGUCUUUC
This is a messenger RNA of Carassius auratus (goldfish), 5612 nucleotides long. Its product is annotated as NACHT, LRR and PYD domains-containing protein 3-like. Gene Ontology annotation, molecular function: protein binding. Lineage: Eukaryota; Metazoa; Chordata; Actinopteri; Cypriniformes; Cyprinidae. The transcript is spliced from 8 exons. The record is from RefSeq and is a predicted model, not a curated record. The coding region runs from base 1960 to 4854 and encodes 964 amino acids.